GGCUGGGGAGCUCUGGGCCCUGCAAUCGCAUUUACUGCACUUGCUACCACUGUCGUGAUGCUACGGUGGUACGCUCGAGCCAGAAUCGUUCGCUGCAUCGGCCUUGACGACUGGGUCAUCCUCCUCUCACUACUCUGCGCCAUCACAAUGUGCAUCCUUAUCGGCAUCGCCGUGCACUCCGGCAUCGGCAUCACCACCCCGACCUCUCCACUCCUCUUUCACCACACAACGCUCAUCGCCCGCCUCAUCGUGGCCAACAACUCGCUCUGGUCCCUGACCGUCAACAUCACCAAAUCCUCCAUUCUCACCCAAUACCUCCGCAUAUUCUCCUCGCCACGCACCCGCACCAUCUGCUACAUCCUCCUCUUCCUGCUCCUCCCCGCAACCUGCUGGGGCAUAUUUGGUGGUAUCUUCCUCUGCAAUCCGACCGCCAAGCUCUGGAAUCCGGAAAUUUCAGGCCACUGUCGGAAUGCCCAGACGUAUUGGGUGUCCGUCGCAAGUGUGGACAUUUUCCUCGAUCUGGCGAUUCUGAUACUCCCGAUUCCUGCUAUCGCGGCGCUGCAUCUCCCAAGGAAGCAGAGAGUUGCUACGCUUUGUGUGUUUCUGUUGGGGUUUGUGGUGUGUGCGGUCAGCGUUAUCCGUCUGGCGACUGUCCUCGCGAUUGCGCAGCAAGGCGACUUUGUUAUGUCGGGAAUUUGGGCGAUCAUUUGGAGUGUGGUGGAGGCGAAUGUGGGGAUUGUUUGUGCAAGUUUGUUGGCAUUGAAGUGUUUGAUUGUAAAGUUAUGGCCGGGGUUGCUC
Messenger RNA from Zymoseptoria tritici IPO323, 798 nucleotides. RefSeq lists its product as uncharacterized. NCBI's taxonomy places the organism in Eukaryota, Fungi, Ascomycota, Dothideomycetes, Mycosphaerellales, Mycosphaerellaceae. The record is from RefSeq and is a predicted model, not a curated record. The annotation marks the transcript as partial. The transcript has 2 exons.